AUGUUCCAUGGAUUGCCAAGUGAAGACCCCAUUGACCACCUUGAUGAGUUUGAUAGGCUUUGUGAUUUGACAAAGAUCAAUGGUGUCUCUGAAGAUGCCAUCAAGCUGAGACUCUUUCCUAUGUCUCUAGCUGACAAAGCUCACCAAUGGGAGAAGAGCUUGCCCCAUGGCACAAUCACCACUUGGGAUGAAUGCAAGAAGGCCUUUCUUGCUAAGUUUUUCUCCACCGGUCGCACAGCCAAGCUUAGAGGAGAGAUAUCCAGCUUCAUCCAGCGAAACAAUGAGACAUUCGCAGAGGCUUGGGAGAGGUUCAAAGGGUACACAAGUCAGUGCCCACACCAUGGAUUCAACAAUGAAUCACUACUCUCCACUCUUUAUAGAGGAUGCUUGCCUAGGUAUAGGGAGAUGCUAGACACAGCUAGCAAUGGGAACUUCCUCAACCAGGAUGUAGAUGAUGGCUGGCAACUUGUGGAGAACAUAGCCUAUCAAAGAAGCUAUGGAGAAAGUAUGAAGUACAGACUGGAGCUCGACCCGCACUCGAUCGAGCUGACGCUCAAUGCGAAAAGACAUGCUUGCACUCAACUCGAAGUUGGACAAACUGAUCCUAGCCCAAUUCCCUGCCAAGCAUGUCAACUAUGUCUCAGAACAAACCUUAGUAAAGGACCAGGAAGGGGAGGAGACAAAACAUGA
Messenger RNA from Microthlaspi erraticum, 690 nucleotides. Lineage: Eukaryota; Viridiplantae; Streptophyta; Magnoliopsida; Brassicales; Brassicaceae. The record is from the annotation of a GenBank genome assembly.